This is a messenger RNA of Acaulospora morrowiae, 784 nucleotides long. The record is from the annotation of a GenBank genome assembly. Lineage: Eukaryota; Fungi; Glomeromycota; Glomeromycetes; Diversisporales; Acaulosporaceae.
AUGACUCAAACGGAAUUUACAAGUGAAGAUCAAUACUUUGAGUAUAAAGGUGACAAGUUACAAAUAGGAGAUCACGAAACACUUGUUCUGUGUAAUUUGUACUGUAAGGGGACAGGGCGUCAUCGACAUAUCGAUUACUGUCGAAAUGAAGAGACUUGUAAACUAAAUACCAAUCAUCCGAACAUUCAACAUAUUAGUGCUCCAGUUUAUCCAAAUCCUCAUCAGGCGAAAGACUUUAUCUCACAUCGUCUCUUCUGGGAACGCACAGGAUUUAAAGCUCGGUUAGCCAGUCAAAGUGGUCAACUUCAAAGACAAGCUGCAAAUAAAGACAUUAUAUCAUUAAUACUUUUUGAUCAUGAACUUAUUGUACCAUUUGAAAAUUACGUUCUCACCGAUGCUGAUGUCUUGUUAAAUCAUAUGAUUAAAUAUGAGGCUUCAGGAGGAAAAGAUUUUAACCUUGCCAUACAAAAAGCAGGAUUCUUAAUCAACCAAUAUUAUGACGCAAACAAAGCAAAUAUCAUCAUUUUUCUCUCUGAUGGAGGUGCUGGUGUACCACGCGAUCAACUUCAACGAAUAUGUGAAUACAACAAAACAAGAGGAAAUCCUUUAUUUUUGUAUACAGUACUAUUUGCUAAUCAAUCGGAAAGUAGUUCUUUGAGAAAAAUGGCAGAAAUUGCGCAAGAAUAUCAACCGCCUAACAGUUCUGUGAGUUCUCUCAGAUGUCAAUAUAAUAACGUCAUGACUGAGAUAAAUUUGGUAACCACUUUCGUGGGCAUCGCUGAAA